CUUCUCGAGACAUGUGCAAGCCAGAUUCACCACGAGGAGCACGAUCACGCCCCACACAAGCACGUCGAGCGUAGCAAGUGGUGUUGCCAAACCCAAUUCGGACUUCGAACUGGACCUGAAGCAUUUGUCCACAACUUUACACCAACAAACCAACCAACUUCGCACCCGACACCGCCGGAUCGACCGUCAUGAUGCCCGGAGACAAGCCGCUGGUAGCGGCCCUGUUCGCGCCAAAGACGCCAGGUCCUGCCAAAGACCAGAUUCCGUCGUCGUCGCCAGCAUUCGGCACUCCCGCGUACACACAAAGACCGUUCGUGAUAGCACCGACAACGAAAACCACAAUCCUGCCAAUUCUCCUGCCACCUGCGACACUGCGUCCGCUCGCGUUUCGCACAUUCACAAAGAAGCACAGUCUAACCCUCACGUCGUCGGCACUCCAAGAGCUCGCAUCCUUCAUCGGAAGGCAUUGCGGGUCAGGAUGGCGUGAGGAGGGUCUUGCAGAGAAGGUGCUGGAGGAGGUCGCCAAGGGCUGGAAGAAUCGCAAUGGCGGAGUCAUUGUCGAUGGCGCAAGCAGCGAGCUCAAGGAUAUACUCAAAACCCUCGAGGGCAACAUGAGCGGUGGCCGAAUAGUCACAGGCCGAGAGCUCUCGCGACAGAACAGCCUAGCUCUUGACAUGUCUUCGCAAGAUGUGGAUAUUUCCAAUACGAGAUUGGGCUUGAGGCCAAUCGCGGCCCUGACCAGAGAUGACAGUCAGGCCAGCUUCGGCAUGUCUGGAUUGGGAGUACGAGAAGACGAGACAGAAGAUAACGAGGAUGACGGCCUGAAUGAUCUGAGAAAAUGGACCAAGGUCAUCAGUGCGCAAGAGCAACCGCGCAUGCUCUACAAUGUGACCAAGAAACAUUUCGAGAGGGACUCAUCAAAACCGUCCAUACUGCCAUCUGCGAAUCAAAAGACGACACUGUUCCGGAACCGUUACAAUGUCAUACAUCAACGACUUUUACGCAACGAGUCCUUUCAGACAUCUGCAGUCGCUUCUGCUAAAGGUGCUCCGUCGUUAUCUAGAUCAUCGUCGAGCCUCACAACCGCGCAACAGACUUACAAAAUCACACCUAUUGCGAAUCUGCUAGGACGCCAUGGCUCACACCAUAUGCUUCUGGGGUUGCUUUCUGUCCUUCCGACAGGAUCCUUGGCUAUUAAUGACCUCACGGGUACCAUCGCCCUGGACGUCACCCAGGCGGUCUCUAUUCCGGAGGACUCGGCAUGGUUCACUCCAGGCAUGAUCGUCCUUGUAGACGGCGUGUACGAGGAAGAUGAGGAGGCCACAGGAAGAGGCUUGGGAAGCACAAAUGGAAUUGGUGGCGUCAUCGGCGGCCGAUUUCAGGGUUUCUUCAUCGGUCAACCUCCUUGCGAAAAACGAAAAGCGACGCUCGGUGUCAGUGGCCCAGAUGGUGGCCAAGAUCACACCAUAGGAGGUGGAUUUGGCUGGAUCGAUUUCUUGGGCGUUGGUAGUGAACGAGCUGUGGGCAGUAAGAUGCGAAAGAUCGAGCAACGCUUGCUGCGACAACGAGAAGAGGACCCUGAUAGCCCGGGGCGCGGCAGGGUGGUCGUUCUGGGAGAGUUGAACCUGGACCAACCACGUGCUUUGCAAGCAUUACGCAAGAUCUUGACACUCUACGCUUCAGAGCCUGAGGGCACCUCUCCCAUGUCCUUUGUCAUCACUGGGAAUUUUACGGAACAUGCCGUCAUGGCUGGCGGUGGUGCCAGUGGUGGCAGUGUUGAGUACAAGGAAUACUUUGACUCUCUUGCCUCCGUCCUCUCUGACUUCCCUACACUAUUACAAACAGCCACUUUCAUCUUUGUUCCUGGGGACAACGAUGGCUGGGCAUCAGCUUUCUCAUCCGGCUCUGCUGUUCCUUUACCGCGCAAAGGCGUACCGGAAAUGUUCACGUCGCGAAUCCGGAGGGCAUUCGCUUCCGCAAACGCAGAGCCGGGGGUCCAGAAUGGUGGCGAGGCUAUCUGGACAAGCAAUCCAGCAAGAGUUUCCGUGUUUGGGCCGGAGCACGAGAUUGUUCUCUUCCGCGAUGAUCUAUCAUCGCGCAUGAGACGCACUUCAGUGAGACUGAAGUCCUCGAAAGCGCCAGCUGAGGAGUCCAAUAAGCAUGCUGAGUCGGACGAAGUACCUGACGAUGAAGAGAUGGCUGACAUCAUGGGCCAAGGCGACGACAUGGAGGUUGACGCGGUCAAGCCACCGGCAGCGCCGGAAAUUCCUCAUGACGUACAAUCAGCGAGGAAACUGGUCAAGACCAUCUUGGACCAAGGCUACCUUUCUCCGUUCCGGACCAAUAUCCGACCAGUGCAUUGGGAUUACGCAAGCUCAUUACACCUGUACCCGCUGCCAACGGCCAUGGUUCUGGUCGAUCCAACAGCACCACCCUUCUGCGUGACCUACGAGGGGUGUCAUGUCAUGAACCCCAGCGCCGUCCUGGUACCUGGCCGGAGAGGCGUAGGGAGAUGGAUAGAGUAUGAGUUGGGCAAAGCCGGUCGCUUGCGGGAGUGCCUUUUCUGAGUUGAUGUGUCGAGUAGAAGCAGGAAUCGUGUGAUGAUUAUGGAUUGCCUAGUAUCUGGAGUUGUCUGAGAUGCAAUUUUGGGCGUAAUAAUUGAUGAAUGAAAUAUGACUGAAC
Molecule: messenger RNA, 2682 nt
Organism: Microdochium trichocladiopsis
Lineage: Eukaryota; Fungi; Ascomycota; Sordariomycetes; Xylariales; Microdochiaceae
Product: DNA polymerase alpha/epsilon subunit B
Exons: 2
Coding region: 189-2567 (792 amino acids)
Biological process (GO): error-prone translesion synthesis; DNA-templated DNA replication
Cellular component (GO): epsilon DNA polymerase complex
Molecular function (GO): DNA binding
Source: RefSeq, a predicted model, not a curated record